Emiliania huxleyi CCMP1516 is the source of this 969-nucleotide messenger RNA. RefSeq lists its product as hypothetical. Lineage: Eukaryota; Haptophyta; Isochrysidales; Noelaerhabdaceae. The transcript has 2 exons. The record is from RefSeq and is a predicted model, not a curated record. The coding region runs from base 1 to 969 and encodes 322 amino acids.
AUGGAAGACGAGGACUACGUGGUGGCGGCGGCCGCGGGGGCCGCUGGCACACGAGGUGCUCGCCGCCUCCGCCGCGACGCGGUGAGGCACAGAGCAUGGAGAGCCGAGCGCAUCGGCGCAUUGGGCCAUCGCGUUGCUGUCAGGGCCUCGGCGACGGAGAGCGGGGCCGAGGAGGACGAGGCCGGGGCGGCGUUCAAGUGGAAGUGGAACAUAGACGGAGGGGAGCUCUUCGAGGAAUGCCUCCGCAGGGCCAAGCUGGAGGGGCAUCUGCCCGAUCUCAUGCGCGGCUGCCCUUUCAGCGGGCAGACGGCCCUGACGCGGAGCAUGCUGCGCGCGCUGACUCUUCCUUACGUGACACGGGCUCUCAACGGCGACUUUCCAGGAUCAGACCUGAAGGCAGCGGAGGAGGCGCACAUCGCCAGUCUGGACGCGUAUUGCCGCAAGCAUUGGGCUCCGACGGGGCAGGUGGCAAAUGGCCGAUGGCCGGGCGGCGCAGGCCACGGUGGGGCGCGCCUCUCUGAAGCAGAGGGCGAGCCGCGCACGGGGCGCGUGGAGAGCGCUGCCUCUAUCGCUGCAGCGCAGAUGCGUGCCAACGUGCGGUCGUACAACGCGGAAGAGGAGAAAGCUCUCCGCGUCUGCCGGAUCGAGUUUGCGCCCUAUCCGUCGGGCAAAUACAACAAGUUGGAGGGAGAGGACGGGCCGGGCAGAGUCGCGGCCUAUGAACAGUGCCGCAAGGACCUGCCUGCGCUCUCGUCCUGGUCGGACGACGAGAUCGAGGCGACCUUCACGUACAUGCAGUCCACGCCCUCCGAACUGCUCUUCAACUCGCCGAUAGGCCCUUUCCUGGUGUUGUCCGGCCUCUCUAUAUGGCGAGACGGCAUGGCGACCUGGGGCAUCCCGCCCUGCAAGACGUACCUAGAUCUCUGCGAAGCCCUCCCUACAUUCCAGCUCAACGUGAUGGGAAGCUGA